GCCAGCGCAACGCUAACAGCGAGCACGGCCGCGUCAGUAGGCACACCGCCCGGGCGGGCGCCACACGACCGGAGUCUGCGCACGCGUCGCGUACGAAAUAAAUUCAGUGAAAUAAACACGCAUUCGCCAACGACGUACCAUGCGAGCGCACGAUUCUGAGAAAUAAAUACGAGAAAAGUGAACGAGUCUCGAGUGCAGAGCACGAUCAAACGACAGACGCACGACGAGAGAGCGAUUGGGUUCAAAUAACCCCACGACGAAACGACUCGAGAUUGGAGCUGAAGAAACCUGAUUCCUCGGCCCCUCGAAUAACUUUAAAUCGCUCGGUGGCUGUCAGGCACUAUAAAUCCUGCACUGCUCUUGUACUUUAGUCGUAUAAAAAAAAACGAAAACUUCGAAAAAUAACACCCUCUAUCAGUGGCCACGACAGACGGGUUUAAUUGUACAUAAAAUUUAUAUAUGCAUAUAUAAAUUGGUAGAGUGAUCUCUUGUGACGUCACAAUCUAUAUUGUGAUUAUUAAUUUAUAUAAAUAAAGCUUUGUUUACUCGCAUUUUAAUUAUAUUGCCCGAUUUAGAUAGAUUUUUUAUUUAUAUUUCAAAGGUGUAUAAUUGACAAAAAAUUUAACACUAGAUAAUAUAAUAAGUUUGACAUUUUGUAAAAGCAACUUUAAUACUAGUCAUUCAUCUAGUGUAUUUAUUUUGUUAAUUCUGAUUUCUUUAAUUUUAAUUAAUAAAUUAAUUUUCUUGGAAGAUAUUAUAUGAAUGCCAGAGUGCACUAAUUACCAAAGAGAUAAAUCGUGAGUUUAAAACUGUUGAAAAGCUCAGACAAAAGAGAACAAUUAACAAUUCAAAUUUAAAAAAAGUAUUCUACAAAAUCCGGUACCAGAGUAGACAAUUCGGAGCACAGAUAUAAUAUAACUUACCAUAAUUAAAGCGGAGUUAGUGAGGGCUGAUUGUUGUGAUUAUAUUGAUACAUCGCUACCAAGCAAGAUGCAGACACAAAUUGGCGUUGGUAACGAGCUGCAGAGGAGCUACAGGAUGCAGGACUUCGCCUCGCCUGGCGUCAUCAUGCGGGAACGCAGUUUCAUACGCCCGCAGUCGCACCACAACAUGCAUCAUCAUAACCAGUUUCCAAACAAUGGGAAACGGCGGAGUAUGAUUUUAACUAAUGCUAAAGGAAAACCUACUCUGGAAAUAUACAGACCUCCAGAAGGCGUGUCGGCGACCACGGCGACGGCGACGACUGCCGGCGGUCAGAACUCGUCGGCGAACAAGCUGAACGUCCACGCGAAGGAGUUCACCAUGGCGAAGCCUGUCGACCUUCAUAAUAGGUCGGCGAUGGGGCUCGGGUACGCGAGUGUGGGGCUCCAGCACUCGCGUUCUGCAGUGCUGCACGCGCAGGUGCCGCCCCACUACCGCCCGGUGCUGCCAUCCAGCGCCAUGGUCAACACGUGCGAGCCGGCACAGCAAGCGGGUCCUCGCGUACAUUUCAAGCUACAACCGCAGAACAUGUCGGAGAAGAAGAAAUCUCCUCCUUCUUCCCUCAUCAAUGGCAACGGGAAGAGCAUUCGUCCUCAGUUGUUCACACCAGGGUUGAAGAGGUCCAAGUCUCUGACGUCUGCGGACACGUUGGCUAGCGGCAUGGCGGCAUUGGGGCUGGCGGCAGAUGCCGGCGAUUUGGGUAACUUCCCGCCUGAUAUACAGGAGUGUAUCGAUAAGGCUCUUGAAGAUCCAAACGCCGUUACAGCGCGUACUCUAAUGGACGCUGUGGGCCACCUGGUAUCCCGCGCCGUGGAAUCUCCACGUUACGCGUUACCAGCGGCCAGACGUUGUAUUGCCGUGGUGGAGCGGGAACAGACAGAGACUUUCUUGGAGUCGCUGCUGAACACGUGUCAGCAGUGGUACCAUGAUCGGGAGAAGCUGCUCGGCGCGAUAGUGGGCGGCGGGCGGCCCCGGCUCAUGGCGUUCCUGUCGUUCCUGCUGGAGAUGUACUGCCAGCUGCGGCGGCGCGCCAUCCAGCGGCGCGGCGCCGCGCAGCCCUCGCACGUGCUGCUCGCGCUCAUCUGCAAGUGCUGCGAGGACUGCAUCCGGCAGCCGGUACCCUCGGCCAGCGAUACGGAGAACUUAUUCUUCGUGCUCACCUACAUCGGUCGCGACCUAGAAUCGCAAUUGCCCGGCGAUCUCGAGCGGCUCCUGUCGUCGGUGAGAGACGCGUUCCUCAACACGAACGCGGCGCCGUCCAUCCGCCGCACCCUGCUGCAACUCAUAGAGUUACAUGCUUCGCGCUGGCAACUACCUGGAUGCGCUGUUUUGUAUUACUACCCUUCUUCUAAGUAGAACUACUCGUAACCAUUUAUAAGACUCGAGAAGCUAACUUUGUACAAGAUCCCCUUUUCAAUAUUUUACCGAUUCUGAUCGGGUCUCGGGAUCGUUGAUUAAUUUUGUUAAAAAAAUAUGGUGUUUUUCCUUUGAGAUCCUGUGGGAAACCACUUAAAUCCCAUUUAAAGGCGACUAUCAUAAAACAAUUUUAUAAACUAGGUGAAAUAACUACAUACCAGAAUAUUUAAGGACUGAAAAUGAUAAUAAUGUCGUCUAAAUACCUAGAGAGAUAUAUCAUUAAUUGUAACAAAUAAAUAUAUAUGCUUGCUUCAUUAUAAAAAAGUAUGUUAUUUACAUCCAAAACAAUUAUAUUUAUGUUGAUGUUUAUUUUAAAUGAUAGAUUUUAUGAAAUUUAAUAAGAAAUCCUACAAAUGGUUAUCUAAUAAGAAGCGCUGAUUAAGUCUAUAAUGGUAUUUUUAACACGAGAACUGUGCAACCGUGAGAAAGGGUAGUAAUGUUGUAUGUAAUAGGUGAACAGAAGGUUAUAAUUAAAUAACUAUACAAAGGUUACAAGCAUUUCUUAUGUUUUCAUUUCAAUGUCUAAACUUUGAUUUCAACUUCAUAGUACUGUGUUAAAUGUACAGAAAAGAUGUCUUACUGUCCUUAAUACGUAUUUUAGGCAUUAAGCUGCCAUAAGCUCAUUAUUGUGCCUUAGAUUUUAUUAGAUUAGAUUAAAUUUCAUACUUGUUAAGUUGUAAAAAAUUUGUCUUUAAAUGACACUUUUGCGAACUUAUGAAAUUUUGACUAAAAUUUGGUAUUAGAAAUCUAGCUUAAGGUGGAUUAAGUGGAAGCGAGAUAUGCCUUAAAAGUAUUAAAAUGUACGUGUAUCAUAUGUAGUUAGGACAAAUUAACGAUGUACAUUACUGUACGAGCUUCGCAUAGUACUUCGUGCAUUGUAUCCUUUGUCGAAUUGUCUAACUUGGUUUUGCCAUCUUUAGUAACUCCUAUUUUUUGCUUGUCAUAUAACCUAGGAUUACUUGGUACUAUUUUUGCUUUGUACAUCGGCACACCAUUAAAUAUAUUAAAAAUUUAAAUCAUAUUAAUGCACUCUGGUAUUGAGGUUAAUAAAGUUAUUUAUUUUACUAAAUAUACUUACUUAUUUACCAUCAAUCAUUGUUAAAUUGUGCGUAAUUGCAAUUUCAAUGUAUUCGUAUUGACUGAUUUGCAAAAGUGAAUUGUUUCAGUGUAAAUGCUUGUGAUAUUAUAAAUUUAAGUAAUAAUAUAUCUUCCAAUAUGUCUUUUCUGUCCUAACCAAAGACUGUACUGAUGUGGAGAUUUCAUUUAUUUAAAUUAUUAACAAAGAAAUAAUGUUCAUUUGUUGAAGCUGGACCAAAUUGUCUUGUGUAUUUUUUCAACCUCUUCAAUCUAGGGAUUGAAAUGUAUACUUGUCAGUUAAUAAUUUAAGUUCAUUUAGUAAUAGACUGUUGUGUGAUCAAUAUAUAUCAGAUUAAAAGCAUUAUUAUAUACCUAGAUGUUAGUUUUAUAUGUGGAGAAAGUUAAAAGACCAUGAACUUUUCGUUAUGCAUUCGUAGUGUAAGGUAAUGGUAUGUUUUUAUAAAAAUGUCAACAAAAUGUAAAAAAAAAUGGUGCUAACAAAAUUGGUGUAUCUGUAUAGAAUAUUAUUUUAAUCGGAUACGGGCAAUAACCUACUCGUUUCUGCUAUUAUUUUGUACCUACAUAAACCAAUAAAAUUAUAUAACUACAUAAA
Messenger RNA from Amyelois transitella, 4087 nucleotides. RefSeq names its product CBP80/20-dependent translation initiation factor. The transcript is spliced from 10 exons. The coding region runs from base 991 to 2337 and encodes 448 amino acids. NCBI's taxonomy places the organism in Eukaryota, Metazoa, Arthropoda, Insecta, Lepidoptera, Pyralidae. Gene Ontology annotation, molecular function: protein binding; translation activator activity; RNA binding. The record is from RefSeq and is a predicted model, not a curated record. Gene Ontology annotation, cellular component: cytosol. Gene Ontology annotation, biological process: regulation of translational initiation.